AUGGCGCCCCAUCCUUUCGGGAUACCCGUGUUCAACAGCACCAACACCGGGAACUUGACUCACUGGAUAGACAUUACCGUCUGGAAAGGCAUUCCCUUUGCUGCCACCACCGGGGGUCAGAACCGUUGGAAAGCUCCCCAAUUAGCCAGUUCCGCCGAAGGUUACACCAUUGAUGAAGACUGCUUGAACCUCAACAUCUGGUCUCCGACCAGCACCACCGAUGCCAAGCUCCCAGCCGUCAUGUGGAGUUAUCCCGCGCUCUCGACUGCCGUCGAUGCGCUGUUCGAUGGGGGUGGGCUGGCCGACAAGGGCAUGGUCUUCGUCAGUUACAACUACCGCAGCGGCGCUUUCGGGUGGCUCGCCACGCCCGAGUUGACAGGCGAGCUCAUCAAUGGCAAGAACAGCUGGGCCAACUGGGACAUGGUCGACCAGUUCGCCGCCCUCAAAUGGAUCAAGGCCAACAUUGCCGCUUCGUCCGCCGGCUCGGCAGCCAUGCAGCACAUCCUGAACAGCGAGCUCACGAAGGGACUGAUUGAUGGUGCCAUCCUCGAGUUCGGGGUCCGAUAUCCCCAGGAUCCGCUGUGCACAAGCCUUGCCGAAGCCUAUCGCACGUUGGAAGUCACCUACAACACCUCCGCCAGGUUCCUAUCCAGCCUGAACGUGACCACGCUGGCUGAGGCCCGCGCACUGCCCAUGGAAGCCCUGACCACCAACUUCCUCACCUCCUCAUACGACUUCACCGCCACCCUCCAUUACUACGCGAUGCCCGACACCUACCACAACACGCUGACCAAAAGUUUGGCGCAGGACGUCCCCCGCUUCCUGGGCCUGUACCCGGCCACCAACUCCGCCACGGCGUCCGGCGCGUACAAUUCGCAGUUCACCGGCCGCACCAAGGUCGGCACCUGGCUCUGGUCGCAGCUCUGGCGCGCUCACUACGAGAGCCCCGCCGGCGCCAGCGCCUACCACGAGUCCGAGAUGAAUUACGUUCUAAACAACCUGUAUGCUACCGAUAAGCCGUGGACCGACGACGACUAUCGCAUUGCCGAACGGAUGAGCAGCUACCGGGCGAAUUCCAUCAAGACUGGGGAUCCGAAUGGCGAGGGGCUCGUUCGCUGGCCCGCUGUCAAUCCUUUCGCGUUAGUGCAGCACAUAGGAGAUGGCUGGGCGAGAUUCCUGUAG
Messenger RNA from Aspergillus homomorphus CBS 101889, 1182 nucleotides. Its product is annotated as alpha/beta-hydrolase. The record is from RefSeq and is a predicted model, not a curated record. NCBI's taxonomy places the organism in Eukaryota, Fungi, Ascomycota, Eurotiomycetes, Eurotiales, Aspergillaceae. The transcript has 6 exons. The coding region runs from base 1 to 1182 and encodes 393 amino acids.